This is a messenger RNA of Clunio marinus, 530 nucleotides long. Lineage: Eukaryota; Metazoa; Arthropoda; Insecta; Diptera; Chironomidae. The record is from the annotation of a GenBank genome assembly.
AUGUCGUAUUUUUAUGAAAAUAAGUUUGUUCAAAUUAUUAUCGCAUGUUUAAUUCCCUUUAUUGGUGGUUUCAUUGUUGGAUUUUAUUCACAAAAAAAUAUGCAUCCUUGGUAUGAAACGUUGAGACAGCCUUCAUGGUGGAACCCGCCAAGAGGUCUAUUCGGGGUUGUUUGGUCUAUUCUUUAUGUUUUAAUGGGAUAUGCAAGUUAUCGUGUUUGGGAAAAUGGUUCAGGCUUCUCAGGAGCUGCUAAAAUUCCUUUGAUUAUUUAUGGCAUUACUUUAUUCAUAAAUUGGACUUGGCCUCUAGUGUUUUUCACUUUCCAUCUGAUAGGAUUUGCAACAAUUCAUUUAAUUGUUUUGCUUGGUUUUAUCAUAGCAACAUGUAUUGCAUUUAUGGGAGUUGAUCAAAUAGCCGGAUUUCUUUACAUUCCAUAUAUCCUGUGGAUUACUUUAGCAACGACGAUAACCUUUUCAACUUGGAGACUUAAUUUGCAUGAGAAGCGAUAACUUUCGUAAAUGUCAAAUAUCUU